AUGUAGUACAUCCUUGUUUUCUACUACUUUGGGGAGCUUACAGGAACAAGCUAUUAAUAUUUGGGGUUUUUUCUCGCAGAUUGAAAUGGAAUUUUGUGGGGGUGGAACACUCUCCGAACUGAUUGACAACCCAUUAAAUAGAGGUCUUCCCGAACCUUUCAUUGCUUAUAUAUGUCGGAAAGUCUUAAAGGGUCUGUCACACCUCCACAAAAACAAGAUAAUGCACCAAGACAUCAAGGCCCUUAAUAUUGCCAUAACCGAAGACACCGGUAUACAUUUAAUUGAUUUUGGGCUUGCACGAAAAGUGAAAAGAUUCCAGCGUUGUAAAGAGCUACGGGGAACACCACACUACAUAGCACCGGAAGUGUGGACAUGCAGCUCACAUGAUUUCAAGUGCGACAUAUGGGCUUUGGGCAUUACAGACAUUCAGAUGGCAGAAGCAAGAUGCCCACUGGUCCAUUUACAGCCAGAAGAAGUUGGAGAAGAAAUCAUUUUUUUGCGAUCCUCCAACUCUUAAGUCAACCAUACAGAUGGUCUACAGCGUUUAACUCAUUUAUUGAGGUCUGUCUAACCAAGAAUCCCAAAGACAGACCAACGGCUGCGUUUCUGCUCCAAAAUCAUCCUUUCAUAGCAGAUAUACAGGAUGAAAUGCAAGUGAUAGCAGAAUUGAAAGACUUAGUCAGAAGACAAGGUAAGGGACUAGUAUAGAAAUGAGGAUUAUUAUCAAUUCAGGCAUUAUCAAACAUAGAUAAAUACGAUCCUACAUUUUAUUUUACUUAUUUAUUUUAUUUGCAGAAGAAAGAGCUAGAAUAGAAUCCAUUGAGAAAAUAUCUGAGAUGCCAGAUAAGAAUACAAGAUCCAAUGAUGUAGAUCUAGCCUCAAAACCAGCAGAAGACAUUCCUAGUGCUGCUGUAGAAGAAGUGCCCAGUGACGUUGUUGUGUCACUGGACACAAAAAUAGAAGAAACUGCAGAGAAUGCUGAAGAUGAAGAGCUAGCCUCAAAACCAGCAGAAGACAUUCCUAAUACUGCUGUAGAAGAAGUAAACAGUGACGUUGUUGUGUCACUGGACACAAAAAUAGAAAAAACAGCAGAGAAUGCUGAAGAAACUGCUUCAGAGAUUCAGGUGGAUGAACCAGCCAGUGAAGUUGUGGAGGCAAUUUUACCACAAGAUGUCGGCUCAACCGACAUUGAGGAGAAACAGGACACCAUAUAUCAUAUUAACAUAGGUGAAUCUGAGAAGGAUAUUGAAGGCUCAACUACACCUAUGGAGGACCACUUCAGUCCAGUGAAGGAGCCCCAGAACUGUCAGUUCCUCAGGAGUUGUCUCCACAAGAGGAAGUCGGCUCAACCGACACUGAAGAGGAACAGACCACUGUUUGCCAUAUUGACAUGGGUGAUUCUGAGGAGGCUCCACAUAGUUGCUGGCACUCUAUUAUUAUACAAGGACAUGAGGCUUUUUGUAAAAUGUUUUUCUACAUUGGGAAGUAUGGAAAAGAGUAGGAAGGAGGCACAUUUCAUUAGAUAUAGACAUAAAAGUUGAACUAUGUGUA
Messenger RNA from Xenopus laevis (African clawed frog), 1551 nucleotides. RefSeq names its product traf2 and NCK-interacting protein kinase-like. Bases 86 to 517 code for a protein of 143 amino acids. The record is from RefSeq and is a predicted model, not a curated record. The transcript has 6 exons. Lineage: Eukaryota; Metazoa; Chordata; Amphibia; Anura; Pipidae.